Molecule: messenger RNA, 3157 nt
Organism: Nerophis lumbriciformis (worm pipefish)
Lineage: Eukaryota; Metazoa; Chordata; Actinopteri; Syngnathiformes; Syngnathidae
Gene: morc3a
Product: MORC family CW-type zinc finger 3a
Cellular component (GO): nucleus; PML body
Molecular function (GO): zinc ion binding; ATP hydrolysis activity
Source: RefSeq, a predicted model, not a curated record
AUAAACAGGGUGACGACGUCACUUCCGCCUAUACAAUAAUGGCGGCUCAUCCAGACCGGGGAGUGCCGUUAAGUACUCUUUGUCCUAAGUUUCUUCAUACGAAUUCUACAAGCCACACCUGGCCCUUCAGCGCCAUCGCCGAGCUCAUAGACAAUGCCUGCGAUCCAGAUGUCCUGGCCAAACAGUUCUGGAUUGAUAAGACCAUCAUCCAAGAAAGUGAAUGCCUCACUUUUAUGGAUAAUGGAAAUGGUCUUGAUCAUGAGGGAAUGCAUAAAAUGCUCAGCUUUGGCUACAGUGAGAAAGUUGCUGUUAAUGGCAUCCAGCCGAUCGGUAUGUAUGGCAAUGGUUUCAAAUCUGGAUCCAUGCGUCUCGGUAAAGACGCCAUCGUCUUUUCCAAGUCCAAUAACACCUCGUGCGUCGGGAUGCUCUCUCAAACAUACCUGGAAAAGAUUAACUCCCAACAGAUCAUUGUGCCUAUUGCCUGCUUUGAGCAUACAAGCCAGAAAAUUAUGCGUGUAAGAGAGGAACACAAAGCCAGUCUGAAAGACAUCUUGCACUAUUCUCCUUUCAAGACGGAGUCGGACCUGCUGACCGAGAUCAGUGCCAUUAGCUCCACCUGGUCCCACACGACGACCGGCACUCGCAUUAUAAUUUGGAACCUCCGCAGGACAUCAACUGGCACUUUAGAAUUUGACUUUCAUAAUGACCGUUACGAUAUCCAAAUUCCAUCAGACGUCUACGAGGGGUUGAACCAGCCUGGUGAGAGAAUCCCAUCACACAUACCUCAGAGUGUAUACUCGCUAAGGGCCUACUGCAGUAUUCUGUAUCUGAAACCUCACAUGCAAGUGGUCAUACGAGGUCAGAAGGUGAAAACUCAGCUGAUCGCCAAGAGUCUGGCUCAGAGCAAAAAGGACCACUACAAGCCCAACUUCCUUAACAAACGAGUGCCAAUUAUUUUUGGUUACAACACCAGAAGCAAAGACCACUACGGCAUCAUGAUGUAUCACAAGAACCGACUCAUUAAAGCCUACGAGCGCAUAGGCUGUCAGCUGAGGCCCAAUAGCAAAGGUGUCGGGGUCAUCGGGGUCAUAGAGUGCAACUUUCUGGACCCUACGCACAACAAACAAAGCUUUAUAGAGACGGACAAAUACAGGAGAGCUAUGAUCAGUUUGGCGAUCAAACUAGACGAAUACUGUAAUCAAAUCCACUUCAACAUGAAUACAAGCAACCCAGGCAGAAGCAUGGCAGAUAUCUGUAAGGGUCCAGAUCAGAACUGGGUGCAGUGUGACAGUUGCCAGAAAUGGCGCAAACUUCCUGAUGGUAUCGACUGCAGCAGGCUACCUGACAGCUGGUUCUGUCACAUGAAUCCCGAACCUCAGUUCAGGAGCUGCGAGGUUAUGGAGGAACCUGAGGACUCAGAUGAUGACCAGCCAUCAUAUCGAAAAACCUACAAACAAAAAGAGAGGGAAGACAAGAUGAAGCUAACAAGAAAAUCUAUGACAGGCCAUUCCCCAUCCACUACUUCAAGAAGUACUAUUAAAGUGGAGACACCAAAAACGAGUGUGUUUGCGCCACUGGUGACCAUCCUUUCACCAUCAGCUUCCAGCCCCUCCUGUAGCAGUGGUUUUCCGAUUAUUUCACAUGUGUGCUCCCUAACGACACCUCCUGCAAGGGGAAAAAGAGGGAAUGCCGCUGAGCCACAAAGUACGCAGAAAAGACACCGGGUAAACGCUUUGGUAGACGUUGGCCGACUGAGCUCUGCUGCAGUUUCCUCAGAUGACAGUAAUGACUCUAUCAGUAUCCUCCAGCCCAAUACAUUGAGUUUUGAAUCAAGUAAUACUCAUGUCAGCAAUAAGUCGUUUGAGCCAAAAGCUGCAGGAAUCACUUCCUCCCCUUUACCACCUCUCGGUAUGGCGCACACAGUCACCCAGACAGACGCACCGAUGACGGUGAAAAAGGAAAAGCGGGAGGAAACGGAAGAAAAGGUCAACGCACGCGGCAUACAGCAAAGAUCAAUUAAGCAAGAAAGUGAUCGGCAGACUCCAAGCAGAAAUAAAUCCCUUAAGACAGAGGAAACAAUAUACUGUGUCGAUAGUGAUGACGAAGAAGUGACCCAAUUACUUAAUCGGCUUUCGGAUGCACUUGAUCAAGACAUAAAGUGCGAGGGACAUGAUGCGGUCAGUCGGAAUUCCCACGGGACAAGCCGGACGGAGUUGCCAAAAGACUACAGAACCUUGUUUAAAAAGGCCAAACAAAACAUCAAUCAGCUCGUAAGCAGCAGAGCUGCUUUACUGGAAGGUGCCGAGACCAAACCCAGCACUGGCGCAGUCGGGGAGGAGGAUGAGGAGGUGGGUGACAUCACUCGACAAGUUCACUCUCUUGUCUGGGCACUGGAUGAAAGAACUAGGGAGAGGGAUCAACUGCGCUCACAGUUGGCUAGUCUUGAGCGGGAGAGGAAAUUCCUGUCAUCCCAGCGCACAGACCUGAGGAUGAAGCUGCUGCAGCAGCCCAGAGAGCAAACACAGGACUGUACGCAGACAGAGAACAGAGCUUCGAGUCCGGAUACAUACAAAAGUUUGAUUGAGCUGCGUCACAACAUUGGGCGCCUCCUUGUCAACUUUGUGCCUUUUCUGGACCUGGGCCAAGUCAAUUAUGAGUGUAAUGUCAUUGAUGAGAUCUUGGAGCAGGUAGUCUCUGAUGACAAAUACUCAAACUGGGGUAAAGCCUCAUGCUCAAACUGUACUGGCAGGUAGUACACGUUCAUCCGAGUGUGGGGAAUUCAUCACCGUGUGCUGAAUGGGUUAUAAUGUAUUUUAUUAUGUGUUAUCAAUUUCACAUGGGGACAAACCCUGGACUUUAUUCUAUGGAUGAUGAAUUGUGGCUAGUUGCAUUGAAAAAUCCAACUCAGAAAAUGGCUGGCUGAACAAAUACAGACUCUCUCUACGCGCCUUGAUGCAAAAAAAACCCCCAAAACAUACCAAUGAAAUCUCACUUGAAGUUCUAACAAUAUGCAAUCAAAGCUUUUUAUGUUGCGUCUAAUGUUUUGGGGAAAGAUCAUGGCAGAUGGCCAUGCAUCUGUAAAGCGUGGUUGUGCAAUAAAACCUAGUGAUUGCUCCAAACACUGUUAAAACAAUUGUCUAUUAAAACUUUUUUUUUU